Molecule: messenger RNA, 1460 nt
Organism: Homalodisca vitripennis (glassy-winged sharpshooter)
Lineage: Eukaryota; Metazoa; Arthropoda; Insecta; Hemiptera; Cicadellidae
Product: CD9 antigen
Exons: 5
Coding region: 346-1170 (274 amino acids)
Cellular component (GO): membrane
Source: RefSeq, a predicted model, not a curated record
UUACCUUAUAAGGCGAUGAUAAAAAUUUGUAUUAGACUGGAUUGGUUAAGUUGAAGUUGUGAUUAUAGACCAUUAACUCAUCUCGUCUAUUUUUCGUACGAUUAGUCAUAAAUUUUUUGUCUGUUGUUGUGGGUUCUGAUAAAACUUACAUUUGUUGGUAACUUUUAAAAUGUUUGUGUAGUGAAAGUUUGAAAUUUGUAUUCAUAAUAAGUAUAGCCUAGAUAAACCUUUUGUUUUUUAUUUAAUAGAUUUUGAGGCAUAAACAACUUUGUGUUCUGUCAGAAGUAAAUUAUAGGACAUAAAUUUUGAAAUUAUUUACUGUAUAAUUCACAAAUCAAACUAGACAUGGGGCUUACAGGUUGCUAUGGAAUACUUAAAUACCUUGUAUUCUUCGUCAAUUUAGUGUUUUGGAUAACUGGUCUGACAAUAAUAGUUCUUUCAAUAUGGAUGUUGACGGAUCCAACUUUUUAUAUGAGCAUGGCACAGGAUGAGUCGAGCUACUACACUGGCGUCUAUCUCUUCCUGGUUGUUGGUACACUCAUGUUCAUUGUGGGAUUCUUGGGCUGUUGCGGCGCCAUCAAGGAGUCUCAGUGCAUGCUGGUUCUAUUUUUCUGCCUGCUGCUGAUAAUUUUGGUGGCUGAAAUAUCAGCUGGAGCCUGGGCCUACAGUAACAGUGAACAGCUGGAACAGCUGGUACAGGAGAGUGUCAAGAAUACAGUUCAGAAAGAGUACAGUGUUGUUGACAGUAGGACUCAGACAUUCGAUGCGAUACAACAGGGACUCGGCUGUUGUGGAGCCAACGGUCCCUCUGACUGGGCCACUAGCAAGUUCAACAACGCCGAUCAGCAAGGUAUCAACCUGGCAGUGACCUCUCCGCUAAUCCUGCACAAAUUGCCUGCCAGCUGCUGCACUCUGCCUGAGGGCAGUGAGGAGUGUCAGAAUCUCAAGACGGGUAUUGGCAUGCCAGAGAGCAAGGACAUAUACUCAGAGGGUUGCACAGAUAAGCUACAGAACACCUUGCGGGACUACAUGAGCACAGUUGUAGGUAUCGGUGUGGCUGUGGCCAUUGCUCAGUGUCUGGGGUUGUCCUUCUCUCUAGUCCUGUGCUGUGCCAUCCAACAGAGGGACAGAUACUCAGCUGUAUGUAUUGUUACAGGGUUGCACAGAUAAGCUACAGAACACCUUGCGGGACUACAUGAGCACAGUUGUAGGUAUCGGUGUGGCUGUGGCCAUUGCUCAGUGUCUGGGGUUGUCCUUCUCUCUAGUCCUGUGCUGUGCCAUCCAACAGAGGGACAGAUACUCAGCUGUAUGUAUUGUUACAGGGUUGCACAGAUAAGCUACAGAACACCUUGCGGGACUACAUGAGCACAGUUGUAGGUAUCGGUGUGGCUGUGGCCAUUGCUCAGUGUCUGGGGUUGUCCUUCUCUCUAGUCCUGUGCUGUGCCAUCCAACAGAGGGAC